Messenger RNA from Colletotrichum chrysophilum, 561 nucleotides. RefSeq lists its product as uncharacterized. Lineage: Eukaryota; Fungi; Ascomycota; Sordariomycetes; Glomerellales; Glomerellaceae. The coding region runs from base 1 to 561 and encodes 186 amino acids. The transcript has 3 exons. The record is from RefSeq and is a predicted model, not a curated record.
AUGUCUUGUUCCAGAUCCAAGAAGUCGUCCAGGAAAGGCCAGGAGAGCACGCGAGAACACAACUACGAAGAGCAGUACGCAUCACCGGCGGGGACGGACAGCUACUAUGCUUCCUCGUCGACGACGGCACCAACCACUGCUGACCCGGGGACACCCAAGCAGUCGGUGCUCAAGUCCAAGUCCAUCAAGAGCGAGGGCGAGAUCACGCUCCAGGGACCCAUCGAGGUUGCUGGGUCGGUGAAGUCGGGGGGUAAUAUCACGUUCAACGGGGACUUUGACGUCCGGGAUAAAGUGGAGGCGUAUGGAGGGAUUGAGGUCAACGGAAAUCUGUCCUGCGAUGACAAGGUCAAAGGCUUCGGAAAGUUGAGAGUUACCGGCACAUGCGAGGCCAAGGAGCUCGAGAUUUAUGGCAACACGACGAUCAUUGGCUUCCUAAAAUGCAAAAAGAUGACGUUGUAUGGCACCCUCACCAUCAUUGGCGAGAACUCUGGGUAUCAGGCCGAGGAGGAGGAAAAGAUUUGGGGUGCGAUUAUCAGCCGCGAGGAGGAAGCGCGCUGGUGA